CUCUCUGUACCAUUUCAUCACCUCUUCCACUCAAACGUCCAUCUUCUCGCUCUAUGACAUCCUCUCAUAUUCCUACCUAUCGCCGGCAUCCCACACACCAUGUCAGUAGACUCCUCCGAAUCUCUCGCCUUCGACGGAAUAUACUACCCCCUCUUCGUAACCGCAAACCUACCCAUCGAGCUCCUCAACUCCACCCUAACCCGUGCCCUAACCGAACGCUUCAACCACAACGACCCCUCCUGGAAUCUGGUCGGAAGCCCAUGGGUCCUCAUUUCUUGCCGCACUCAGACCGUCUUCUCAUACUCCACGAAACCCCCCGUGAAGCCGUUCCAAAGCGACUUCAUCGGCGCUAGUAUCGACGAGCUCGGCACCCUUGUCGCGAGCUCGUUCGGUAAGAAUGGGCGAGGAAGCAAAGGGGUCGAUUACCUCCGAAACGACCGCUUCGGCAUCCUCGAUGCCCGCACCGCGGAAGACGACACGCGCGCUGUACUACGUGACCAAAGAGCCCCUCCUCCCUGUCGCCGCGGCCGAGCUGCGGGUCUGCUGGGGCGGGGCUACGAGAUUAGACGAAGCGUUGGUCCGGUAUAAGAAGAGGAAGGCUACGCGAGAGGAUUUGCGGGUGUUAUUGCAGGCUAUGGGGGAGGGCCCGUGGCUGGUGGGAGAUUGGCAGCCGGUUGAGUUGGAGAGGGAGGUUAGCGAGGAGGAGGUGAGGGAGUAUAGAGCGUUUUAUACGAGGCAGAAUGACUAUACGAAUAUGAUUGAGAUGAGUAGGGAUGAGUGGGUGGAGACGAGGUUGAGGGUGGGGUAGGCGG
Molecule: messenger RNA, 812 nt
Organism: Mytilinidion resinicola
Lineage: Eukaryota; Fungi; Ascomycota; Dothideomycetes; Mytilinidiales; Mytilinidiaceae
Exons: 2
Coding region: 100-588 (162 amino acids)
Source: RefSeq, a predicted model, not a curated record